Messenger RNA from Drosophila bipectinata, 3791 nucleotides. RefSeq lists its product as uncharacterized. The record is from RefSeq and is a predicted model, not a curated record. Gene Ontology annotation, biological process: proteolysis. Lineage: Eukaryota; Metazoa; Arthropoda; Insecta; Diptera; Drosophilidae. Gene Ontology annotation, molecular function: metallodipeptidase activity.
UAUUAUAGACAAACUAAGCUCAGUCUAUUAAGAGGGCAAACAAAGGAAUCACCCGAAAAAAUAAAAGGCUGAGGAGCCCCCGGAAAAGCAGGAGAAUGCGGGCCGGGGAGUAGGGCACACUUUGGAGAAGCACACCCGGCAAUGAGAGGGCCGGGAACCGAAACUGUUAGCUGGCAAAUCGGAUUGCGAAUUUGCUGUAUUGACACAAGGAAAUCGUUAGCCGGCUUAGCCAGCAAGAGGCCAAAUUUAAAAUUAAAAAUAUAGCCAGCGACCCGUCCCAGAGCCCAGCACCAGAGUCGGAAUCAAAGUGAUAUGCUAAUGCGGGAGCGGACGCGGGAGCAGAGCAUCGCGAGUGCCGAGAGUGUGGCAUGAAUAUUUCAUGAGCAGUGAUGACAAUAAGCCGGCUCCAGGAAUAAGGCCAAAAGCAGAACCAGCACUCGCAACAUGACGGAGCUAAGACGGACUAAUGGCCUGCACAAGCAGCAUUCUCUUCGAGAUCGGCAGGUGCACCCCCUGCUCCACGCCCUCGCCGACCACGGCUGCAAUCUGAGCAGCGGCGGCAACAGCGCCGCUAGCACCACCAGCAGCAGCACUGCCACGGCCACCACAGCCCUGGGCGGUGGCGGUAAUCCUGGCGGAUCAGCAGGCUCUAACGGUAACGGAAACGGUAACGGCAUCAUGGCCCAAAGGAGCAUCGAGUUCGAUGAGCACGACAUAUUCUACGUUUCCCCCUCUAAGCGAAAAGGAGUAGCGCCAGGUGUCUCUGGGAACGUGGUCACCUUCUCGAACUAUGUGAGCGAGCAGCGCCUGACCCCCUCUUCCUCGAACCGCGGAUCCCUGAAGCGCAGCAAGGGCCGCUCCAACCAGUCGCUCUGCAGCUGCGACGCCGGCGACGAGGCCCAGCUGGAACUGCAGCCGAACGCGACACGGCCCCUGUACGAGUACAGUCUGGAACGCAGGCGUAAGACGCAUACCUACUCCUGCGAGCAGAACGCCCAGAUCCUCAUGAGACUGGAGCGGGAGCGCAAUCGUAAAUUAUCGCUGACUGCCGUGGAGAGCGGCGGCCUGGGACUGGGUUCUGGCGCCGCCGGAGGAGACCCCCAGAGUGACACGCCCAGCCUGUCGGAUGUGGACGUCAUCCCGCCAGUGCCCCCGCCGCCGGCGAUGAAGCGCAACGGCAGCAUGCGCAGCCUGCGACUGCUGCAACAUCUGCACCAGCACAGCAGCGGCAGCAGCAGCAGCAACAACAACAACUUGUCGCAGCUGUGCAGUAGCGACCUGCUGCAGGAGUGCACCAAGUCCGCGCUCGACGACUGCACCGCCACGCUGCUCAAGUGCACCACCACCAGCAACCACAGCAGCAGCACCAACAGCAACAUGGGCCCCACUUGCAACGGCAACGGCACCAACAACAACCACAUCCAGGCCAAGCCCGACCUGUGCCAGCCCCCCGGCCAUGCCCACAAUCACAGGCACAAGCUACUGCCCGGCAGCGCCACGCCCACUCACCACUCGCACCCACACCCGCCGCCGUUCGCCGCCCACGAAGACGAGAUUUUCUCGCCCCACUCAAAGAAGUCGGAUCCGAGUCUGUGCUUUGUGGGCGGCGUAGGCGCGGGACCGGGCUUGGCCGGGGCAGGAGGUGCCGGUGGGGGCUCUGGGGGCAAUGUAUCUUCGAAGUACAACACAAUAGGGCCGAGUAGCGAUUACGCGAGGCACUUGGCGCACUACAGCCGCUACCUGCAGAAGCAGCACCACCAGCAGCAAAUGGCGCACUUCCAGCAGCAGAGAUGUCGCUGCUUUUCCCAAUCCCUGCUGAACUUUCCGCAGCAGCAGCAACAGCCACCGUCGCAGCCUCAGGCCGCGCAACAACACCAGCAGCAGCAGCAGCAGCCGCCACUGGCGCAGCAAUCGGCAAUCUUUCACACCAGCAGCAUGGACUGGACUCUGCCAAUUAAUAGUCGCAGCUUUGGCAAUUUGGUGAACAUCGACGGCGGCUGUCGGGUGCCGUACCAGAAAAUGCCACACCACCAGACCGCAUCCGGAAAUCCAGUUUCAGGUGGUGCAGGUUCCAACGGCGGUUUGGGCCUGGCGGCCUCGUCCACUUUCACACUUACCUCCUUCGACAGCGACAUUGUGCACGGGCUGAAAGAACGCGAAUCGCAGACCUCGUUGCACCAUCCCCACUCGCAUCCACAUCCGCACUCGCACUCCCAUCCGCACACGCAUCCGCACCACUAUCAUGGUGGCGGGGGCGACGGCUCGGGGUCCGUGACACCGCAGAAGCAUCACCAGCUGCACUCGAGCGUCACGAGCAUCAUGCCCUGGAAGCACCGCCAGUGCCCCAGCAGGGGAUCCUCCAGCUCCGGCACGAACUCGUUCCGCUUCGAUGCAGCCAAGCACUGGCUCGCUGUGAGCUCCAUCCUCCUGAUAAUUGGCGCUGCCAGUGUGGCCGUGCCACUGGCGCUACGUGUGGCGGCAAGUGCACCUUUCGAAGAGCGACUGCGGGUUGCCGUGCAGCUGCUGGAUCAAGUGCCUUUAAUCGACGGGCAUAACGACCUACCCUGGAAUAUACGCAAGUUCCUGCACAACAAACUCAACGACUUCAAUUUUGAUGAGGAUUUGCGCAAUGUAAUGCCGUGGGGCCGCAGCCACUGGAGUCACACGGACCUCACGCGACUGAAGAAGGGACGCAUAUCAGCACAGUUCUGGGCCGCCUAUGUCCCCUGUGAGGCGCAGCACCGCGAUGCCGUGCAGCUGACUCUGGAACAGAUUGAUGUGAUCAAGCGACUGACGGAUCGCUACUCCCCGCAGCUCACCACCUGCACCUCCGCCCAGGACAUAAUCGAGGCACACAAGAACCAGCAACUUUGCUCCCUCACCGGAGUCGAGGGCGGCCACUCGCUGGGUGGCUCCUUGGCGGUGCUGCGGACUCUCUACGCCAUCGGCGUGCGGUACAUGACGCUGACCUCCACCUGCCACACCCCGUGGGCGGACUCGAGCUACGCGGACGCUCCGACCUUCAACAUGAAGCACGGAGGCCUCACCAUAUUCGGCAAGACAAUCAUCCGCGAAAUGAAUCGACUGGGCAUGAUGGUCGACCUGUCGCACGUCUCCAAAGGAACCAUGCGCGACGCCCUUGAAGUGAGCGAGGCACCUGUGAUAUUCUCACACUCCUCGGCCUACGAGCUCUGCAACACGAGCCGCAACGUCCAGGACGACAUCCUGCAGGCCCUGGCCAAGAACGGCGGCCUGGUGAUGGUCAACUUCUACUCGAAGUUCCUGUCCUGCAGCGACAACUCCACCGUGCACGAUGCAGUCGCGCAUAUUAAUCACAUUAAGCGAGUCGCCGGCAUCGAUCACGUUGGACUGGGCGCCGGCUACGACGGCAUUAAUUACACCCCUAAAGGAUUGGAGGAUGUCUCCUCGUAUCCAACACUGUUUGCUGAGCUCCUCGGAGGCGGCUGGACUAUCGAUGAGCUGACAAAACUGGCGGGUGGAAAUUUCCUGCGCGUUAUGCAGCAGGUGGAAAAACUGAGGGAUGACAAAAAGGCAUCCGGAGUGAAGCCCUACGAGGACCACCCCAAUUUCCGCACCGACGACCCCUACAACUGCACCUCCAGCUAAUUGAGUACUGGAGCCAAACACACUGAGGUUGUACCGGAGCUGCCGAAGGAGUCCUUACCCGAAAGGAUAGGAAAGCCGAGGGAACUCCUGCUUCGUUUGAAAGCAGAAUGAAUACAUAGCCAAUUUACUCAAUGUAAUUUGAAUAAAUUGCUACUAGAAAUGUA